AUGCUGUGUGAGAGUCGUCUGUGGUCUGUGGCAUUUUGCCGGAAUUGGGAUCCACCAUCUGACGCACACAAGACCACGCUCAUCACCACAGAAACCACCUCAGGAAUCGACACUGUCCCCAAACCUAGUAGCAUCCCUCACCCUGACACUCAAACCCUGUCAUCGCCAUGCCAACCACAACCACAACCCCAGACAAGCUGCCUGCUGGACACGUAUAUCCUCCCAUCGUCAUGCCAACCCCAACCCCAGCCCCAGACCAGUCCUGUCCCGGACAUGCACCUCCUCCCAUCCCUACGACGACAUCAACAUCAGCAACAACAACUAUCACCACCAUCAGCACCACAGCAGCAACAGCAUCCCCUUGCCAGCCCCCUGCAGCCUCUCCCCCUCCACCUGCAGAGCUCCAGGCAGAGGCAGCCGGACGCCCAGGCCUGCAGACUUCCCUCCCCAGAAAUGGAGGUCCCCUGUCGGGUCGCCUCGCACCAAUCUCCCCCCGGCAUCACAGAGGCCCUGCCCUCCUGCCGCAGUGUGUGCCAGCACUACAGUGACUUGCGUAUAGGCGGCGACCAGGUAGUGAUGCUCAGGGGAGACUGCAGGGGGCAGCACUACCAGAGGCUGGGGGAAGGCCACCAGAAUGGGUGUGCUGUUGACCAGGGGGUGGUUGCAGGUGCAGGGAAUCUGGAGGCCAACCGUGUUGAUGACCCCGUGGCGGUACAGGGCCAGGAACUUCAGGGUCCUCAGGGGCCAACACUGCAGACAGAGAGAGAGGAGGAGAUGCUGUCACUGUUGCCUAGAGAAGAGGAUGGUGGCAAACGGCGCCCCCUGUCAGAUGCUCAGCUGAAUCGCUACCUGGAACAGAAGCUGCUGGAGCUGUACAGGCAGCACCUCAGCCUGGCACAGGGACACGCACACACACACAAGAACACAAACACCUCCUCCAACACCUCCUCCACCACUGCUAAGCUUCUAGAGUUGUACCGUCAGCACCUCACGCUGACCCAGGGCCACUCCGCCUCCUCCUCCUCCUCCUCCUCCUCCUCCUCCAGGGAGGUGAGGGGGGUGCUGGGGGCUCGUCUGGGGCGUCUCCGGGUGUCCAGCAGCCUGCAGUCCAGCGUGAUCAGCACCCCCCUGCUGCAGAUCUCCACGGAGACCACUCAGCCUCCCACGAUCUGCCAUGGUGUAGACCAGCUGGGGGUAUUCCAAGAACCUGCUCAGAAGUAA
This is a messenger RNA of Engraulis encrasicolus (European anchovy), 1221 nucleotides long. RefSeq names its product TLR adapter interacting with SLC15A4 on the lysosome. The record is from RefSeq and is a predicted model, not a curated record. The transcript has 4 exons. Lineage: Eukaryota; Metazoa; Chordata; Actinopteri; Clupeiformes; Engraulidae. Gene Ontology annotation, biological process: regulation of toll-like receptor signaling pathway. The coding region runs from base 1 to 1221 and encodes 406 amino acids.